ACCAUGCUGGUGGAAUAGCAUGCAGUGUUAACUCGGCUUUUAGUUUUAUUGAAGACUCUCGACGGUACAGACGUUAUAUACUCAAUUUCCCGAGUUAGUCUUUUUUCCCGCGAUAUGCUCCAGCUAGAGUUCAUCCUAUUAUUGAGUGUGAAGUAAAUUCCCCAGUGAAAUUCAAAGUUUAACCCAGUGUUUCAAACAUUUGAAUUGACUACUAACGACAAUUUUUGUUGAGAUUAUUCAUAAAAGGCAAAAAAAAAAACGUGAAGAAUAGUAGAAGAAAAAGUAUGAUUUGUGAGUGAUUCAAUUAAGUGAGGAGUCGGAAAGCCCAGAGAAAUUUACAUUAGCAUCGUUUUUUUGAGAAUAAUAAUUGUACCAUCGACUUGGACACAGGAUGCUGAAGCACGUACAGAUAUCGCCUCUUCGCAACCGUUCGGACUCCCUGUCACUACGUUCCAACACAUCAUGCUCAUCGUCACUAUGCGGCAGCCCAGAACCCACCGAUGAUCAUCAAUUGCCCACCAGAAGUCCAUCGAGAGCCUCAAGCUAUUCCAGCCUCAGCGACACAAUCCCACAGACAACGAUAAAAAUAUUCACAACAUGCCUGAAGAUUGAUAUUGAGUAUAAAACAUUGGGCAUCCAAUGGGAUACCACAAGUCGCGAAAUUGUGAGUCAGGUGCUGAGACGGUGUAAGAUUCGACACAAAGAUCCAAGGCUCUUUUAUCUGUCCAUGGAGGUCACAGUGCGUAGGGCUGGUGUGAAAACACUCCUGGUGCUGGAUGAUGAGGCUCGUCCGGCAAUCUUACAAGCGUGUCAUCCCAAGGGUGACUCACGAUUCUGCCUCCAGCUCAAGGCUGGUGGUCUCGUGCGAGUCCACACUUCGGCCCUGCAGCCACUGUCGCAGUACAAAAGUCUCCUCAUCUCCGAAGAGACCACGUCUGACGAACUGCUGGGACUUCUCCUAACCACGUACAAUUCCGCAGAACCAGUUGAGCAAUUCUCACUCUACGAGGUGUGCCCAAAUCAGGAGUACCAGAGAAAAUUGCAUCCAGAUGAUUUACCACUGCGAGCACAGGUGCAACGGCAACAACGCGGUGAAACGUGUCAUUUUCUCGUGCGCCGCAAUCCAAAUUAUCCACGUCGUCGGCAGAUACUGCCCCCAAUUCAGGAAAGUAAUCCAUCCCUAACUGCAGAUGCUCCGGCGCCGAGGACAGAGCCAGAAGUUAAAUCAGAUGCAAAAAGUCAGGAUGAUGGGGAGAAGAGAAUGUGCAGAAUGUGCAAGAAUAAUUUUAAAUCGUGCGAAUAUUGCAACAAAGCUCCAUCAAGAGAUAAGGCUACCAUUAGUGCCUCUGCUCAUCCAUCACCAUCAUUAACAUAUCAUCCGGUAUACAAUAUCAGGGAAAUUAGGACGGUAUGUCAUUCAUUUUCAUCGCUAGGUGUAGACAAAAAGCUCCUGGACAUCAAUAUGAAAACGACCAAUGGACAACGACGUGGUCAGACAAAGAGCCGAUCCUAUGGAAAUUUCGUAUAUAUCUAAAUAACUAAUCUAUUGCUCAUUUAGCGAGGAAUAUCACAAUAAUCCACCUAAAACAUUGUACAUUAUACCUUCCAAUAUAAAAGAAAGUAUUUUUUGUACGCACAAGUUUAUUCCAUUAAUUUCAAGAUCACAGAGCAUUUAAAUUUAUUUUUUUGAAGAUGUUUUAUGGGCAACUAUUUUGCACCAAAUACACUGGCAUCGCAGCUGAGAAUCAAUAUAUAAAAAAAGACCAAAAUACUAGUCACAUUCAUAUCAAAUAUAUUUUUCGUGUAGCAUUCGAGGCAUAAUUAGUAAUCAUUUUGAUUAAUGUAUAAAGUUUCGCAUACUGCCCACAAUAACUUUGUGGAAUCACACCGAGAGUUUUUUCAACUUCGGACCAAUUUUAUGCCAUACGUUUGUGGUUAAAUUGUCCGGGAAAUUGCUCCAAUUCUUGCGGAAUAAAAUAAUUUCAUGUGAAUUGAUGAAUUUUUAUUGAUAGAGCAAUAAAAUUGCAUUUUGAUCCUGAUUUAAUUCUGAUUCUGUAAUUGCAUUUGCAAUGUUCAAUUUAUGUGGAAUUAAUGAAUAAAAUUCAGGGAUUGAUUUUAAUGAAUUUUAAUUUUCUUUAAAGUUUUAAAGCAUUUUAAAGUUAUUGCAGCAUACAAUUAAAGUAUAUACUGAAUCGGAAAAUUUUGCAAAAAUAUUUAUUUGGGAAAAAUAAAUGAGCAGUGAAAAGCUUAAACUGAUAGAACAAACAAUUUAAUUUGAUCAGCAAAUUAUUCGAAAUGAUCAGUAAGAGUAAGAGUAAGAGUAGUAGUCAGUAAGAGUAAAAAUUUCUCAGCAAAAAGUAAAAGUUGGUCAGUAAAAAGUUGAAACUUAGCAACAAAAACGUCACAUCGAUCAGUAGAAAUGUUCAAGCUAAUCAGUUAAAAAUUAAAAUGUGGUUAGAAAAACACAAAGCAAAAAAAAAUAAAUAAACAGAAAACUAUAGUCAGUAAAAAAUCAAAAAAAAAAUAUCAGCAAAAAAUAAAACGUGGCCAAUAAAAAUUUAAAAUUCGUCAACAAUAAACUAAAAAUGACCAGUAAAAAACAAAAAGUGGUCUGAAAGAAAAUACAUAGGGUAAGUGUGCCAAAUUUCGGCAUAGUUGCAUAUAAGCACCGAAGUCGUCCUAAGUUUGAAAUGCAAUAUUUUUAAUUCAUAUUUAUGUUUUUUGUUACUUCCUUUUCGGGAAGAUUGUGUGGAACCUUGAAAACUAGUUUAUCAUCUUUGUUUUCUUUAAAUCACUUCUUAAAAUAUUGAAAAAUUAAUAAUAAUAUGGACAUUGCUUUGAGUAGUAUUCCGGCCAGUGAGUGAAAUACCGGCCACCUUUUUUUUGACCACCUUUUGUGACGCAACGGAUAAAAAAUUUCAAAACGUCAAACGUUAAUAUACGUUAAUAUUUAGUUUAAUACGUUUAUAUGACCCACAAGCCCUGAGAUCUUCCGUGUAAUUUAUCCUAAAGACCUGAAGAGUAGCUUCUCAAAUUUACGCGCAGAUUUCCGUAGCAAUUUUUCCUUCCUGAACUCUUCCAAGGCCUUUUCCACAUCAUCUUUUUCAUAGAAGCGAUGGUUUUUUUCUCUGUGCAUUGUAGAACUCAGAAAUUGAAAAAAAAAACACAAAAUGAAUAAGAAAUUUAGGAAAGCAAAAGAUGUUGCCGGAAUAGUCAACUCUACCUCACCGGAAAGACGCCCACAAAGUAUAUACCUUUUACGCGAAAUACAGGAUCCAGUUGGGAAAUUUCACCCGAAAUUUAAAAAUUGAUUCACUAUUAACAUAAACAGAAACAAUCUAUAAUGAAAACUAAUCGAUUUUCAUAAAAAACGCCGAAGGAAAACCUUCUGCACAUCACCACAAAUCGUAAAACUGCUAGAAACGCAAUCGAUCUGUCACAUUUUUUGUAAGACUCUUUCCACACUGAGUUUUUACAACGCAAUUUAAAUUCAAAGCAUACCUAAAAUUUAACGUUCUUUGUGUUAAUACAUCCUAAAAUGAAUAAAUAUUUAAAAGCAAAAUGAAUUCAUUGACUAUUCGAAGAUAACAUACAUAAUUUUAAUUAAUUUAUUUCCAUGGCCAAAAUUACACUCAAAGUGGCCGAAAUUAGAAGCUAGCCGAAAUUUGGCACACUUCCCCUAUGGCCAGUAAAAAAUUAAAGAUGAACAUUGAACCAACUUUAUUUUUUAUUGAUCAUAUUUUAUCAUAAACUGAUUAUUUUUAAAUUUUACUGAUCUUUGUUUUUUACUGAUCAGUUUUUUUUUAAAUUUAUUAACAAAAUUUUAUUUUUUUAAUGAUAUUUUUUAAUUUUUGCCAACUACUUUUCGACUUUUACUGACCAAAUUGAAUAUUUUUACUGCUCAGUUUUAUUAUUUUACUGUUCAUUUUAAUUUUUUUGCUGACCGAUUUUUAUUUUUUUGACUAUGUUUUAUUUAUUACUGAUCAAAUUCUAUUUUUUAAUUACCACUUUUAAUAAAAUACUGUUUUUAUUUAAUUUUUUACUGCUCAUUUACUCGAUGUUUAUUUAAAUCUGUCAUAUUGAAAUUAUUAAAUUAGAGUAAAUUAUUGAAAGCUCUACAAUUUAAAUUGACUGUGGAGAGAAACUUAAAACUUGCAUCUUAUUUUAUCGUUUUUCUAAAGAACUUUGUCAUAACGGGAAAAAACAUUGCAAAAAAGCUUCGUGGAAGAAGAAUAUUUUAAAACUUUCUUCCGUCAAAGACUGCCUUUGAGAACUUUUAUGAAUUCUUAGAAAAGAAGAAAAUCUUGUGACAUGAAACUCUUAGCUUUCAAGCUAUUUAAAUAUUAUAGAAAAUUUUUUUCUUCUCUUUUUAAAUUAAAAAAAUCUACAUUUUCUUUUCCAUUUAAUUUAAAGUAUUCAAAGAGAGAAAUUUUCUGUUCCUGGAAUCAUUUACCGAUGACAGAAAAGUUUAAAAAGAAAAAUUCUCGGUGUUUCAAUUUCCACAUUCUCUUCUAAGAAAUAUACCACAGAUAAUUUAUAUUACAAUAUAUAUCGUAAAAUGUAGUUAAAUUCUAUCAAUUGUAACUCAAAAUGAAUAUUUUAGCUAAAAGUCCCAAUGUUGUAAGAAUAUUUAUAACACUUUAUAAAGGAGAACAGUGUUAGCCAAAGAAAUGUCGAGAGAAAAGAAAAACAAGCAAAUUAGAGUUUAAAUGAGGAAUCUAACAUAUAAUAUUUUAUAUAUUAUUGAUAUAAAUCUGAAAAUAAAAUACAGAAUUUAGAGUUAAAUUGAAAAUUA
This is a messenger RNA of Phlebotomus papatasi, 4795 nucleotides long. RefSeq lists its product as uncharacterized. The transcript is spliced from 4 exons. The record is from RefSeq and is a predicted model, not a curated record. Lineage: Eukaryota; Metazoa; Arthropoda; Insecta; Diptera; Psychodidae. Bases 392 to 1534 code for a protein of 380 amino acids. Gene Ontology annotation, biological process: positive regulation of epidermal growth factor receptor signaling pathway; positive regulation of fibroblast growth factor receptor signaling pathway; signal transduction.